Molecule: messenger RNA, 2315 nt
Organism: Carassius carassius (crucian carp)
Lineage: Eukaryota; Metazoa; Chordata; Actinopteri; Cypriniformes; Cyprinidae
Gene: smad10a
Product: SMAD family member 10a
Exons: 12
Coding region: 339-2054 (571 amino acids)
Biological process (GO): cell differentiation; transforming growth factor beta receptor signaling pathway; SMAD protein signal transduction
Cellular component (GO): heteromeric SMAD protein complex
Molecular function (GO): RNA polymerase II cis-regulatory region sequence-specific DNA binding; DNA-binding transcription factor activity, RNA polymerase II-specific; I-SMAD binding
Source: RefSeq, a predicted model, not a curated record
UGUCAGUCCAGACGCGACCCAGACAGACCUCGGCCCGGGGGCCCAGACGUGAGAGCCGCGUCCUGAUUGGCUGAGCGCCACCGUUCUUUUGAGACUCGCUCUCCUAUUGGCUGGAGCCGGGCGAGACGCUCAGCGCACAAUGUCUCCCCGCUUUUGUUAUUGUAGCGAGCGGCCAGGAUGCGCGGACGGAGACGAAGAGCCUGAUAGUCCGCUAUCGACUCCCAUACACUCAGAUUAGAUGUUGGAGGGGGAAGGGGGCGCGGAUUCCUACCUCUCCGUCCUUGUCCAGAAGACAGCUUUUCGCUAUUCUGCAACAAUACGACCGAUGUAGCAGCAGGAUGUCUGUGAACCCUCCCAACAGUAAUGACGCCUGCCUCAGUAUCGUGCACAGCCUCAUGUGCCACAGGCAGGGCGGCGAAAACGAGGGCUUCGCCAAGCGUGCCAUCGAGAGCCUGGUCAAGAAACUGAAGGAGAAGAAGGACGAGCUGGACUCCCUCAUCACCGCCAUCACCACCAACGGAGUCCAUCCCAGCAAGUGUGUGACCAUCCAGAGGACGCUGGACGGACGCCUGCAGGUUGCCGGUCGUAAAGGUUUUCCUCAUGUAAUCUAUGCGCGGUUGUGGCGCUGGCCCGACCUUCACAAGAACGAGCUCAAGCAUGUGAAAUUCUGCCAGUACGCAUUUGACCUCAAAUACGAUAAUGUCUGUGUGAACCCUUACCAUUAUGAGAGAGUGGUGUCACCAGGCAUCGUUGGUCUCAGUCUUCAAAACACAGGUCCCACUGGCAGACUGAUAAAGGAAGAGUACAGCCACGACUGCAUCCAGAUGGACGUUCCCCCAGGCCUGCCUCCUCAGCAGGACCACCAGGGGGCGAUGAAACUCCCUCCUCCGGACCACUACGGCCAGCCACUGCCUCCUCUACAGCUGCCUUCAGAGCCCAGCCGAGCGCCCCCAGCGGUCACCCUUUACUCCAACAUACCCCUGUCCCCCACCGCUUCUGGCUCUAUGAUGCCGAUGCAGGGAGGUCAUGGUGAAGGCUUACUUCAGAUUGCGUCUCCUCAGGGUCAAGUCAUGACCCCUACACCUCCCCCCUCCACCCCCACACAUGGACCCCCACAGACCCCCGGCCCACCCCAGCCUCCACCCAACCAGAACGGCUACAACAGCUCCAAACACUCCCAGACGCAAGGUUCCUUUCACACAGCCUGGACAGGCAGCAGCACAGCCUCCUACACUCCUGUAGGACCCCAGCAAAACGGACGCGGUCACCAGCCUCCUCUCCAUCACCCACACUUCUGGUCUCAACAUCACAGUUCAGCAUCUUUCCCCCCUCCAGUCUCCAACCACCCAGGUCCUGAGUUUUGGUGCUCCAUCUCAUACUUCGAGAUGGAUGUGCAGGUGGGGGAGAUGUUUAAAGUGCUGUCCAGCUGUCCGGUGGUGACGAUUGACGGGUAUGUGGACCCCUCAGGAGGCGACCGCUUCUGCCUGGGACAGCUCAGUAAUGUGCACCGCACAGACGCCAGCGAGCGCGCCAGGUUGCACAUAGGUAAAGGAGUGCAGCUGGAGUGUCGAGGAGAGGGGGACGUAUGGAUGCGCUGCAUGAGUGAUCAUGCCGUCUUUGUGCAGAGUUAUUACCUGGACAGAGAAGCAGGACGAGCGCCAGGUGAUGCGGUGCAUAAAAUCUACCCAGGGGCCUACAUAAAGGUCUUUGACCUCAGGCAGUGCCACAGGCAGAUGCAGCAGCAGGCCGCCACGGCGCAGGCAGCAGCAGCAGCACAAGCCGCAGCGGUGGCUGGGAAUAUCCCAGGACCAGGAAGUGUUGGUGGAAUCGCUCCUGCAGUCAGCCUCUCGGCAGCAGCAGGGAUUGGUGUGGAUGAUCUCCGGAGGCUGUGCAUCCUGCGCCUGAGCUUCGUGAAGGGCUGGGGUCCUGACUACCCCCGGCAGAGCAUCAAGCACACCCCCUGCUGGGUGGAGGUGCAUUUGCACCGGGCGCUGCAGCUGCUGGACGAGGUGCUGCACACUAUGCCACUGGCUGACCCUGGACCAGCUAACUGAGAGCCAGCAAUACACAGCCAACACUCACCACACUGAUACUGGACUCACUACAGUAAGCGAGCGAGGCGCAUUACCUGCUACAGUGUGCAGUCAUUAGAAUCCCAAUGAAAACACCACAGAAAACACUAGUCUAAAAUUCAUGUUUCUGAAAGAUAUUCAGUGCUUUUUAUUGUUCUGUAGUGAAGUGUUGCAUUUCUUUUUGGGUGAAUCUCGCAAAAACAUGUCUAGGUCAUAUCUUGCUCUAACAUAAAAACAACUUUU